Molecule: messenger RNA, 1237 nt
Organism: Nicrophorus vespilloides
Lineage: Eukaryota; Metazoa; Arthropoda; Insecta; Coleoptera; Silphidae
Gene: Nurf-38
Product: inorganic pyrophosphatase
Exons: 7
Coding region: 132-1112 (326 amino acids)
Biological process (GO): phosphate-containing compound metabolic process
Cellular component (GO): cytoplasm
Molecular function (GO): inorganic diphosphate phosphatase activity; magnesium ion binding
Source: RefSeq, a predicted model, not a curated record
CGCGUAUGGUGGUGGAUUGGAUGAAUUGCUGGAAUUUCUUAGAAUAUUCUUAGGAAUCAGGAGUUUUUUUUGGUGCGCUGGCGCGACAUUGAUCCGUUAGACGAUUAGAUAUCCUGCAGAUAGAUGGUGCAAUGUCGACAUUCACUGUUUUAUCACACGUGUUGCCAGCCUGUUCGAAAAAAUCUAUCCUAAGCUCUAGUGUCAGAGGUUUAGCGGCUCAGUUUAGUGGGAAACUUAGGAGAAUGUCCAUGUACGGAAUCAUCGAGAGGGGUUCCCUCAACACCACCGAUUACAGGGUGUACAUCACUGAUGGAAAUGGACCCAUCUCACCCCUUCAUGACAUCCCACUGGUGGCUGAUGCCACCAGGAAGAUCUACAAUAUGGUUGUGGAGGUGCCCCGGUGGACCAAUGCUAAAAUGGAGAUCACAAUGAAGGAGACCAUGAAUCCCAUUAAGCAGGAUGUUAAGAAAGGCAAAGUCAGGUUCGUUGCCAACUGUUUCCCUCACCACGGAUACAUCUGGAAUUAUGGAGCACUCCCACAGACCUGGGAGAACCCAGAGCAUUUGGAUGAUGGCACUGGCUGCAAAGGCGACAAUGAUCCAAUCGAUGUUAUUGAAAUUGGUUACAGGGUGGCCAAACGUGGGGAGGUUCUUAAAGUGAAGGUCCUUGGAACCAUUGCCCUCAUCGAUGAAGGUGAGACCGAUUGGAAAUUGAUCGCUAUCGAUGUAAACGAUCCGUUGGCCGAUCAAUUGAACGACAUUCCCGAUGUUGAGAAGCAUUUCCCGGGUCUCCUGAAGGCCUCCGUCGAAUGGUUCAAAAUCUACAAGAUCCCAGACAACAAACCAGAAAACCAAUUCGCUUUCAACGGCGAAGCCAAACCGGCUGCAUUUGCCAACAACAUCGUCGAAGAGGUGCACAAAUUCUGGAAGAUGCUUGUCAACAAGGAGGUCGAUGCCAAAGGCAUCGCAUGUGCAAACACCACCGUCGACGGAAGCGCAUUCAAAAUUUCCGCCAGCGAAGCCAGUGACGUAGUCAACAAAUCGCCGCCCCCAGCGCCGGCCGCUGAAAUCGAUCCAAUCGUCGACAAAUGGCACUACGUCCACCUGAAGUAAACUGCUUUACCACUUGGAACAUCUUUCUUUCUAAAAGAAUCUACUUAAGUUCUAAUCUAAUAUUUGUUUUCUACUAUUUUUUUUUGUUAUUAAACAGUCACCACCAUUCACGGUUGCAAUAUGAA